Staurois parvus is the source of this 879-nucleotide messenger RNA. Lineage: Eukaryota; Metazoa; Chordata; Amphibia; Anura; Ranidae. The record is from the annotation of a GenBank genome assembly.
AUGUUGUCCCGGAGCAGCGUCCUCAUCUUCCAGCCACAAUGGGGUCAAGUCAGGAACAUGGCAACUUUGAAAGACAUUACAAGACGUUUGAAAUCUAUCAAGAACAUCCAGAAGAUUACCAAAUCUAUGAAGAUGGUUGCCGCAGCAAAGUAUUCAAAGGCUGAGAGGGAGCUGAAACCAGCUAGAGUAUAUGGAACAGGGGCUCUAGCAUUGUAUGACAAAGCUGAAAUUAAGGCUCCUGAAGACAAGAAAAAUCACCUCAUUAUCGGUGUGUCCUCUGAUAGAGGUCUUUGUGGUGCUAUUCAUACAUCUGUGGCUAAAGCUAUUAAAAGUGAAAUUUCCUCGCUCGCUGGUAGUGGAAAAGAAGUUAAAGUGAUUGGAAUUGGGGACAAGUUGAGAGGUUUACUGCAAAGGACUCAUGGUAACCACUUCCUGAUCAACUUUAAAGAAGUUGGUAGAAAGCCGCCUACUUUUGGUGAUGCCUCAGUUAUUGCUUCUGAGCUGCUGAACUCUGGCUAUGAAUUUGACCAAGGAUCUGUGGUGUUCAAUCGAUUCAGGUCUGUAAUCUCCUACAAGACUGAAGAAAAGCCAAUCUUUUCUGUAGACACGGUUGCCAAUUCUGAAAGUAUCAGUAUUUAUGAUGACAUUGAUGCAGAUGUGCUGAGAAAUUACCAGGAGUUUACUUUGGCAAAUAUCAUCUAUUACACAUUGAAAGAGGCCACUACAAGUGAGCAGAGUGCUAGGAUGACUGCUAUGGACAAUGCCAGCAAGAAUGCUUCUGAAAUGAUUGACAAAUUGACAUUGACUUUCAACCGUACCCGCCAAGCUGUCAUCACAAAGGAGCUUAUUGAAAUUAUCUCUGGAGCAGCUGCCCUGUAA